Molecule: messenger RNA, 1434 nt
Organism: Phyllotreta striolata
Lineage: Eukaryota; Metazoa; Arthropoda; Insecta; Coleoptera; Chrysomelidae
Source: the annotation of a GenBank genome assembly
AUGGCCCUACCGGAGCCCCUAGCAUUGCUGUUUAACCACAUCGAUCUUCACAAAUCCGAAUACAUCGAAACCCUCCGACAAGCCGUUGCCAUCCAAUCGGUAUCCGGCCAGCCGGAGAAGCGCCCCGAGUGCAAACGAAUGCUCGAAUGGGCCGCCCAUCGCCUCCAAAAACUCGGCGCCACCGUCGAGCUCCGCGACAUCGGCCACCAGACCCUCCCCGACGGCUCCACCAUCCCCCUACCACCCGUCCUCCUCGGCUCCCUCGGCCGAAACCCCCAGAAGAAAACGGUAGCCGUUUACGGCCACUUGGACGUACAGCCAGCUCAGUUAGAGGACGGCUGGAACUCCGAACCCUUCGUACUCACCGAAAAGAAUGGUAAACUCUUCGGUAGAGGAUCCUCUGACGAUAAGGGCCCCGUACUGUGCUGGAUACACGCCAUCGAGGCCUUCAAGGCUACCGGUCAGGAGGUGCCGGUCAACGUUAAAUUCAUCUUCGAAGGGAUGGAGGAGAGCGGCAGCGACGGGCUGGAGCCCCUUUUGGUCGCCGAAAAGGAGAAAUUCCUGGGCGAUGUCGAUUACGUUUGCAUAUCGGACAACUAUUGGCUGGGCACCAGCAAGCCUUGCAUCACCUACGGCUUAAGAGGGGUCUGUUAUUUCUUCCUGGAGGUCGAAUGCGCCCAGAAGGACCUGCACAGCGGCGUCUUCGGGGGCACCGUCUCCGAGGCGAUGACCGAUCUCGUCUACCUCAUGAACCAGCUGGUCGAUCAAAACGGCAAGAUCCUCGUCGAAGGCCUCUACAACGAAGUGGCCCCCUUGAAUCCGGCCGAGACGGCCCUGUAUGAAAACAUCGAUUUCGACGUCGACGAGUACCGCAGCGACAUCGGUUGCGCCAAAUUGUUGCACGACGAACGAAAGGACGAGAUCCUGAUGCACCGAUGGCGCUUUCCCAGCCUGUCUUUGCACGGCAUAGAGGGCGCUUUCAGCGGCGCCGGCGCGAAGACGGUGAUACCGCGCAAGGUGAUCGGGAAGUUUUCGAUCAGGAUCGUGCCGAAUCAGGAGCCGAAGCGUAUCGAACGGUACGUGGUGGACUACGUGGAGAGGAUUUGGAAGAAACGGGGCAGUCCUAACAAGAUGAAGGUAUACAUGACCGACGGCGGCGCCCCCUGGACGGAGGAUCCGUCCCAUCCCCAUUACGGGGCCGCUUCCAAAGCCACCAAAUACGUGUACAAAGUGGAACCGGAUUUGUGCAGAGAGGGCGGUUCGAUACCGGUGACGUUGACGUUUCAACAGGUGACUGGGAAAAAUAUCAUCCUGUUACCGGUGGGGGCCGGCGAUGACGGGGCCCAUUCGCAGAACGAGAAGCUCGACGUUAGGAAUUACAUUAACGGUGCGAAGCUGCUCGGUGCCUAUUUGUACGAGGUGUCGCGAUUGUGA